Messenger RNA from Hermetia illucens (black soldier fly), 965 nucleotides. RefSeq lists its product as uncharacterized. Bases 173 to 847 code for a protein of 224 amino acids. The transcript is spliced from 5 exons. NCBI's taxonomy places the organism in Eukaryota, Metazoa, Arthropoda, Insecta, Diptera, Stratiomyidae. The record is from RefSeq and is a predicted model, not a curated record.
CCCUUUAGAAUCUGUACCCACAUACGGAUCUUUAGCUUUUAAGCAACUUUUUAUAAUCUGUCCCUACAGACUUUUAAUUUGUUUUAUUUAAAAAUUCAGGAAAAACUUCCCAAUGAUUUAGUAGCUUAAGUACUGAGGAAGAAAUGGACGGACGUAAUUUCUAGAAUUUAAAAUGAAAAAGUUGAGUGUAGAUGAAAAGGAAAAAUUUAUAAAGAUUUUAAAAGAAAAUAGUGCUGUGUGGGAUUUGUCCGAAGCAGGGCAUCGAAAAAGUACGGCAUUGGCUGCCGCUUGGGAGAAGAUUUCCAAAGAAAUGAAAAGACCAGUUGCGGAAUGCAAGACCAUUUAUAGAUCUUUUAAAGAUUUAGCACGUUAUAGGGGAAGGAAAAAACAGUGCCAAAAAUCCGGCAGUGAGCUAAUUCAAGAUGAAAGUGAAUCUCCCGAAACUUCGAUUGGCAAUGAAGAAGAUUGUGCAGAAUUUUCAGUUUGUUUGGAUUUUUUGCAGCCGAAUUCGUCCAAAAGAAGGACUUUUUCAACAAGCACAAUAGCCACCGAGGAGGAUGUUUCGAGCCCUGCAUCAGAUGGUUCGCAGUACAAUUUCAAUGCACAGUGUUCUUCAUCAUCGCAGACAUUAAAACCUGCUACCGACUUGACGAAAGUUAUUUCCGAUAUGAUAGCAAUCAAAAGAUCAAAACUCGACGAGCCGAAAUUAAAAUAUAUGUCUAUGCAUGCCAACCUCGACCGACUAUACUGCCAAUUGCCCGCCGACGAAGUCGAAAAAUUAAAUCACGAGUUUUUUAAUAAAACUUUUGAAAGGGUUAUGGCCCAUAAAAACAACGGAAAUUUAUAGAAUCAACUAGAAUAUGUGUUACAUGAUAAAUAAAUAAAUUUGUGUUUGAAAAAAUGUAAUCUUUUAUUGUACGAUCAACUUUUUGAUGUAAUUCUCACAAAAAAUUUACAAAUUUUUA